This is a messenger RNA of Blastomyces gilchristii SLH14081, 438 nucleotides long. RefSeq lists its product as uncharacterized. The transcript is spliced from 2 exons. Lineage: Eukaryota; Fungi; Ascomycota; Eurotiomycetes; Onygenales; Ajellomycetaceae. The record is from RefSeq and is a predicted model, not a curated record. Bases 171 to 347 code for a protein of 58 amino acids.
GGGGGGGAUAUUUACCAGUAGAGCUAGCUAGUUCUCCAUGGGCAAAAGAAAAAAUACCCCCUCCGAAGAGUACUACUCUUACGGAAACAAGGAAAUAUACCCUCUCCCUUCGCUUCCCAUCUCACUCCCCGGAUCACCAUCGUAACCAACCCAUCAAACAUCUCGAAGCGAUGAGUGAGUGGAUGGGAGCGAUCAGCGAUCACACCACAAGCUGCUUAUUUGAUUUAACUGAGGAGGGUAAAGAAAUGAACUUUUUUUUUAUUACUCGAGGCGGCUGGCUGGGAUGUAGCCGAAGCUGGAAGGUAGGAUUCGAUUCGUGUUGGUUCCUGGUAGAAAAUACUGCGUAACAAUGAAUGUGAUCAUCACGCACCGCACCCACCCGCCGAGCGCAACCCCGGGAGCUCAUGUUGGCGAUUUGACGGGGGGGGGGGGAGCGGG